AUGAGUUAUGCUAAAGCAGAAUCGGAUCUAGGUAUUUUUAAACCUGAGGUAAAAUUAAGAAAAUACUCUCAAUGAUAAGUUUAUUUUGUUGCUCGCUAAAAUACGGUUCUUUAUACAACACGAUAAUUUUUUUAAUUUUUUUUUAUUUUCACCUCGAUGACUCAUCGGCUUAAUCAGUUCAAUAAUAACUAAUUUCACAUAUCCUAUCACAUGUAGUUUGCAUCAUAAUGGCAUACAUUUUCAGGGGGUGGUAUACAUUUUUCUGCGGAGGGAUAAUCUCCGGUCUCCUACUAAAAUGAUACUGAAUAAGAUUCCGAGGUAAGCUGUGUGGAUCUGGGUGUCAGGUAAUGAUGCGAUUGGAUUAGAUGUCUAUUCAUAACGACCGGGGAUUCAGUAAGGAUUUUACAUCGGAUCGGGGGAAAUAAUACCGACGUGUUCUCUCCCCAGUUUGGUGGCAACAGUACGUAAAAUUGGAAACGUUUUUUAACUCGAUAUUCUACAGUUUAUAUUACUAUUAUACUGAAUUUUUAAACGGUAUUUCCUACGAUUUCGAUUUAAACAAACGAUGUAACCUGCAGCCUGAACUGACCUAUCGCAAAAUAUUAUAGAUAUACAUUAUACGUAGUACGUGGUCCGCAUGAAAUACAUAGAUCGCAGAUUUUUAUAUAUUUUUUUUUUGUGCUUAGAUAAAUAAAUACAUAAUCUACUAUUUGGUUACCUUGACACGUCGGAGACAGGUUUACUCUUAAAAAAAAACGAUAUUGUAUUAUACAAGUACUGUUCGGCCUUGUCACGUUGCACACGCAUCACGUCCGUAUCUCACCGAAAAAUGUAACUAUCUGCGGGCACGAGAAACAUUUUUGAAAAAAAAAAAUCUAUAAUUUAGCAGCAUCUUGAAUUUCUACGCUUUUAAUGUUUUAUCUCAUAUACACGUCGUAAUAUAAGGGGUAUAUCUAUACAGGAGAAUCUAUUUAUCAUAAACCAGCGAUUUUCUCGGACAAUUUUAAGUGAAUUUCACUUUUAUUUUUUUAUUAAUCGUUAUGGAAUCUGGAAUCGUUGACUGUUCAAAUACAUAACAGGUAUACUUUCUUCAAAGAAAAAAUAAAUUAUGGUUUCUGUAUACUUUUCAACAUUGAACCAUAUGAUUAGUGGAAUUAAUACUAUAUUCAAUCAAGACAAAAUUUAUACUCUUCAAAGUAUUGUACAUUUAUAAGUUUUAAAUAUAAGCAACAGUGAUAUCUCAGUAUUUUUCACAGCAUUUGAUCCAAAUUUUGAUACGAAAGUAUUCUUAAAUAUACUGACUACGGACUAAUAUACCGAAAGGCGAGACAAACAAAUGCAGUCAUUUAUUGGAUAAAUUGGCUUACAUAAUCCAACUAUGGAAGGAAACCGCAUUUUGUAACGUCGUCAAAGCACUGAAAAUGUUUUUGAUUGUUCCUUUAGUAACAAGUUGUUUUAGUGAACAAACAUUUUUAAGCUUACUGAUGUAAUAACCAAACUACGCAUUUCCAUGACGCAAGAUCGCUUGGAGGGCCUAUAUACGACAAUAUUCGUGGUAAAGUGUAUGUCUAUAAAAAUAAUAUCGAUGAAGUUACUAUAAUAUUAUGAACUAUCGUUACGUGAUAAGGCAAUAGUAUUGAAUGAAUGAAUUAUUUUGAAAGCUAUUAUCACACUAUCGUGGGUGAAUGCAAAUCUAUAGCUAUACUAUUUUGAGAAUGAUAGUAACUAUCCAUAGUGUGGGCUAACGUUCCCUUUUACUAUUUUUAUUGUCGCGACAGCCGCGGCAUUUUCAUCUCUACUUCCAUAGACGUUCCUAUUGAAAUUUGUUUUACUGUGAUAUUGUUAUUUUCCAUUAUAAUUACGUCAUGAUGGACACUAUCUCUUCAGAUAGUAAACCAUAGUGAAUCUAUCAAUUGCAUUAUAGUUACACUAAUAUCGUGUGAACUAAAUUUUUUAAGACAUACGUGUAUACGUCUAUCCGGUGACAAUAAUAUAAGAAUCAUAAAUGUACGUUAAACAAUAAAAAAAAAUCAAGUUAGAUUAAUAUUUGGGUAACAAAAACAACAAAAAACCGUAAUCGAAACGACAGCUAAGCGCCGCAUAAAAACUCUCGCGUUUUCGCUAUCGUUUCGUUUUAGACAGAUUAAAAUGGAACAUAAUUUUAAAUGACACCCGAUCUCGAAAAAAAAGAAAUAUAUACAUAAAUAAAAUAUGUAUAUCGAAUAAUUAAAACGUAAUGAUGUUUUUCUAUCGGAUCGUGGGAAUCGAUAGUAUACCCAAUACAAGAGUUUUCUUAUUGUUUUCGGCAACUUUCUCUCACGAUUUUUAGUCGCGUUGUUAAUUUUUUGGCGUAAUUAUUAUUUGUAGUAAUAUAGUCUAAUUAUAUCGGUCAUUCAAACGUUAUUACAAAUUGUUUUUUAUCUUAAAUUUGUUAAAUCUUGAAACUGCAAUAAUUGUAUACGCGUCCGUAAACUUAUACAAACGAAUCUCAGAAAAUCCGAAUUUUUGACAAAUUGUAUACUUUUAUAAAAAUUACAGGUGGUUAUAUACAUACUACAUAGUUUAUAUAUAUACACCGAGGCCGAUUACUGUAACUUUAAAAACUGAAAACAAAUUGUUAAUCAUUAUUUUCACAAUUUCUAUUUUCCUUAUAUUAAAUAAAUUUUAAAUUACUUUUACUAUUAGUUUUCUAAUUUUGUAUACAAAUAUUAGAUACAUAUAUUUGUAUAGGCACAAACAGUCCGAAUAUGUUUUAUGUGUGUAAGAAAGUUAAAUACUUUAUCCCGUUAGCUACUUAGAUUACUUAUUAGCGUCCUGCGUCGAACUUCUUUAGUGAUGUAGUGAACGUAAAAAGUGGAAGACGAAUAUAUUUAUAAUUAAUACCAGUAUGAAUAAAAAUUUAAAAAAUCGACAGUUUUUGUUUUAUAGAUAAUUUUAUUCAUAUUAAAAAGAACAAACACGAGGCGCCAGAUGUUUAGGUAGCUCUAAAAAGAGGCACUGUACGCUGCCAGCCAAGUCUAUAAUCUUAUCAAAUCAAUAUAUUGAUUUCUUAUAACUCUGUCUCAGUCGGUCUGUACAGAGUGAAUUCGAAGUGUAAAAUAUAUAUAAAAACCGUGAAUGAACGUAGGAAAAACGGGAAGGUUUACAGAAAUAACUGUUUCAUUAUUUUCAAAUUUAUUUUUGUUGUUAUUCGAUUUAAAAUAUUCGUAGAGACUUGACAUUUUCAUACUUUAUAUUAGGCUUUUAUAGACGUGGUAAAAAAAUGUUUAAACUAUUUAUAGACAUUUUAAAUUGUAUAGUUUUUUUUUUCGUUUUUAUUGAGUAGGUUAUACUAUAAGUGAAGAGAAUUGUUUGACUAAAAAAAAUUUUCUUCUCUUUCGCUUGAUCCCAAUUAUUCGGAGUUAGCCACCUCCAUUUUAAACUUCCACUUUACCCGAUCUCCUACUUCGCAUACACUAACUGUCUUCUUAUCACUCGUAAUUACGUCCAACUACCUCUUUUUUAUUCUUCUUCUCGGCCUAUUUUCUCCAACGUUUAUUUCAUUAACGUUUAAUUCUUUCUGAUUCAAAUUCCUUUCUCCCCGUAAUGUGCUUAAAACAUUUUAGUCUGCCUAGUUUUUUCUACUAUCAAAGAUAUGCCUAUUUUACCUCUUAUGUACUCAUAUAUUUUUCUAUCUUCUCUCUUUAUUCCACUCAUUCACCUCAUUUCUGUUUACUUUUAUGUCUACUAUCCAACACUACGAACCUAUCAAAAUGGACAGUCUCACCACACUUUGAUAAAACUUAAUUUAAAGACCUUAUUGGAAUUCUUUUGUCACAUUAUACACAUCACAUUACACCUGACGCUUCUUUCCUCUUGAAAGCCAACAUUAUUUUGUACAAAAGAUCGUACUUAUAACUCUCAAUUUUGCCUAAAACAACGUAUUUUCGUUAGCGUAUUGACGGUUAAUACUUGAAUCUCGUUUUGAAAAAUCAUCAAAGAAAAACCAAUAGAUCUCUCACUAUGUUUUCAAUCUAAAAGGACUAUUCACUGUUAUCUUAGGAUAAUAUUCUCCUGAAAGUUUAUAACUUAAUUUCAACUCUCAAAUGCAUUCAUAUUUUCAAAUUACCUUUAAGUUAGCUUAGUUAAUAUUUGUAUUAUUAUUUUUCUUUUUGAUGACUUAUCAGUUAUUACCUUUUACUAGUUAAACGAAAAAAAAAUUGGUUAACUUGCCCAGCUUUGCCAAUAUUAUACUAAAAACGAGGCGAUUCCGCGACGAACGUGUUCAGAGUACGUUAUUUUCGAGCAGCAUUCACCGUCAGCGACCUCAGCCCUUUUUUUGUGUAAAUAAUUUCUAUAUUCGGGACGUGUACACCUAUUAUUUUAUAAUACUCGUAUAUUAUUCUUUGGCAUUCGUCACAUAUAAUACAUAAUAUAGACGAUUAUAUUUCGCUUUAUAGAGAUAAAUCUUAGAUCGAUAGCCUUUGAUAUCGAAAUCGGUAGCGUCCGAAGGAUUUUCGAAUCGGCGGCGUCUCCGUAUACAGAUGAGAGAUUAUCGGUAGAUUGUUGGCGCCAACGGUCGAUAUCGCGUGCAGUGUUUGAUUUAAGAGACAGAGAGAGAGAGAGAGAGAGAGAGAUAAAGAAAGAGAAAAUUAUAACAAUGUUGGGCUAAAUAUAAAUAUACAUUAUAUUAUUAUAUACGUAACACCCAGUGGUCGAUAAACACGUGAAAAACAUAAAUUAACCUUGCGGCCGGUGACACACGCACUCGUUUCGCUCUUGACCGACAAAAAAAAAAAACAUCGAAUUAUCGUCGACGACGAUGACGACGACUAUGUGGUUCAGUCUACUAUACUUAUAUUAUGAUUGUUUGCAAUCGAUCUCGUCAAAAAACUAACGGAAAACUGCGGGGAAAAAGUUUUUUUUUUUUUAUAAUAAUUACUUACCGUUUCGAUUCGUCGGCUUUUAAACGUAGUUACGUAAGGGUUAUUCUGGUAAUCGGUAUAAUAUGUCGUCAUGAAUUAAACGAUUUCGGAACCGAGCGUCCAGUCGCGGUGCCGCAAAUUCUCUGCAAUUCGAACACGCGACGAAUUAUUAUAUUAUUGUAGUAGUUUUUCGAAAUAUUUCUCGUUACCAGCUAUAAGAAUAACGUCGUUUUUCUGCAUCGAAAAUAAACUACUAUUAUAACGACGUGUUAAGAUAUUGGCUUGAACUUAGAUCAAGUAGUACCUAGGGCGGAAGACUAAAACCGUCCAAUGUAGUCGCCAUACAAUGAUGACUUUGUUUUUCCGAACGCAUUUCGUCCGUGUUCAAAAUUUCAGAUCUCCAAAUUGCGGUAGACAUUAUCUAAAAUCGAUGUAUAAUUGUCAUCAACAUAUCAUCAUCAGUGUUUAUCUAUUUUCUGUGUUAAAAAAAUACAAGAAAUUUCAAAAAUACUACCAGAAAGACAGAAACUCACCUUGACUUUAAUUUUAUGGUAUUGAAAUAAGUCCAAAUGACCUCUAGUAAAAAUCAUGAUAGCAUAGUAACAAUCAAAUGAUUUUAUCGUAGGAGAGGAUGAUGAGACUAAUAAUUAUUAUUUUUUAACGAGAAAAGAUCAUGGGGAGAAUAUAUCACCCAAGUAAAAUUUACUUUCAAGUGUUGAAAAUCGGAUUAAAAUUUCUGGUAGAAAAGGUGUUCACAGGAAAAAAAAAAUAAACAUCAUUGUAAAAUCAAUUUAUUCCUCACUCCGCUCAGAAGCUAAAAUGUUUAAUUUUGUUUAUGAGCUUCAGUUGGUUUAUUAGAAGGGAUUCAUUCCCGCACAUUCUUAAUUAAACCCAUGUAUUAUACAUGGGUAUAAUAGAUAUUUAAUUAUGUAUAUUUUAUUUUAAUUUUAGAAAUGGGAUCAGCUAAAUAAAUCAACCGACGACGAUGAUGGGAUAAAGUACGUGAAAACAUCUAACGGACAUCCGAUAAUUAUUAUGCCAGAACGCGUUGGUCCUUUAUUACCGAAUACAAUUUACUUCCAAAAGUCCCGGAAUCGCCGACGAACCUACCGACAUCAUAAAAUCCCGAUGGACCCACGAAAUCAAGUAAUCUAUCACGUCAGGCAACCCAGUGAUGAGUUUACGGAGUCAUCGACAGCUGUUACGGAUGGUGACAAAAACGGGAACAGCGCUAUUAAAGAUACCGACACGGUGAUGGACAAGAACAGGAAGGGCAGGCCCAAGGGCUCGAAGAACAGGCCACUAUUCAACUCGUACAACGACCAGUGCGAUAAGCGGUCGUUCGUGUACUCGUUCGCGGGACCGACAAAGUGCAAGUCUUGUAAACGGACGUUUGACGGCGACCCUGUUGUCCACUGUCAUGAAUACCACAAAACAGAGUGUCCCAUAUGUGGCCGGAUGUACAAACCGCCUUUGACCUCACACAUCAAGUCCCACGGAACCCGGCACGUUAUACUGACCGUAGACUGCUACGAGUGUUAUGACUGCAAGGAAAAAUUUGGAAAUGCCGAUAUUAUGGCGAAGCACAUCCUGGACGAACACGUACAGGCCGGCGAGUAUGGGGCCAAAGUCCCUGCGUGCUACAUAUGCGGCUGGACCACGGGGACUGAACUGGACGAUGGUGGCCUCCGGGAGCACAUAGCCACAGUCCACGCUGAUACUCCAGCACACCUGUUGGACAAACACCUUCACCAGCAGCAGAAAACCGUCACGGCGGUAGUCGGCCUCAUGUGCAUGCUGUGUGGUAUCAAGUUCGGCGAUCAGGAGGCCGUCAUCGGUCAUCUGGUAGACACGCAUUGUCCCCGGAAAACGUUCAAUCAUCCAGCCGUAUAUAAGUGCCGAAUGUGUGGAGCGGGCUUCAAAAGUCAAAUAAACGUGCUGCGGCACGCCUGCAAUAAAAUCAAAUCGCCGCACUGCGCCCAGUGUGAUAAGACGUUCCCAUCGAAAAUGCGAUACGCGUUCCACUUACAGUUUCACGACGACCACCCCAAGUAUGCGACCAUGCACCUACAUUGUGAUCUAUGCCUGGCAGAGUUCGACGACGAGUACCACCUGUAUGAUCAUAUCCGUUUCCGGCACGAGCUGCACGAUAAGGCUGUGUGCGAGACAUGCGGCCGGACAUUCAAAUCAUCGAUGGGCCUGAACAUACACCGCCGAUACCAUAUCGGUUCCCGGAACUUUACAUGCAAGUCUUGCAAUAAAUCGUUUCUGAACAAAUCGACGCUCCGGGAACAUGAGAUCUCGCACAUGGACGUGAAACCAUUCCAGUGCAACAUAUGUGGUCAAUACCUAAGUCGGGCAUCCCGACUUCGAUCUCACGUCAAAACGCAUCGAGCGGCCGAGUGCACCGAGCAGACUUGCUACAGCUGCAACACGUGUGGGUUCGUGGCACCCAAUUUACACUUACUAGCUGGGCACGCGUGCAAGGGACACCACGAUAAUAGUAGAGACGACAGCAUAAUUGUAGUCCAAUUGUCGUCGGUGGUUAAGUGCGAAUUUUGUGACUCCACGUUUGUGAACGCCGAACACCUGAACGCCCACCGAGACGCAGCCCAUGCCAACGGCGGCGGUAACGACUCCUCCGAAGCAUUUGUUUGCGUCGUGUGUUCGUCCCGGUUUAGCACAUACUCCCGGUUAACCACGCACAAAUUAACGCAUGGCAUAAACAUGAAAUCAAUGGAGCAGACCGAAGACGACAAUGGACCUGACGACCCUGAGCAGGAAGUGUUGGCUGACCAGGACCGGUUUACCGUGCCACAGUACUUUGCGUGUCAAUACUGUGCCAAACGGUGCUUGCAUUACACGUACUUUUGCCUGCACCGACGGCUCAAGCAUCCACUGGGUGACCUGGCAUAUAAAUGCGACCGAUGCUCUAUGGACUUUGAAACCUCCUGGAAACUUUCCUAUCACAAGAAAACCGUUCACGGUCAAUCGUCGGAAGAAAAGAUACCAAAAAAAUACGAGUGCACCUUGUGCUCUAGAAAAUUCGUCAAGAUCGGCGCCCUGAACCUGCACAAGACCCGUAGUCACAUCGACGUGGGCAUUGACGUGUGUAAGUACCUAUGCCAUCACUGUGGUAAGUUCUUCAGCUCCGAGUGUUCACUGAAAAACCACUCUAAAACGCACGACAGCCACGGAGUCACAGACCCGCCAUCGGUUCAUACGCCAAAAUCACAACCAACGGCCGUCAACCAUCAACGAAAUCGGUAUAGAACGUACAGAAAAUCAACUACCACCAAUAACUCUGCCGUCAGUGGCAAGCCAACAAUUGUCCAGAAUUCGUGUCCGUACUGUCCGUAUAGCACCGACGAGAAGGCGACAUUCAUCGAUCAUGUUACGCGACACAUACAGUCAAAAUCCAUUUCGUUCGUUCCCACCAUCACCACCGUCACGCCCACUGACACGACCAUGACAUCCACUGUCAACUCCACCGUCACGUCCACUGACACGGCCAUGCCAUUCACUGUUAACACCACCAUCAGCUUCCCGAAACCCGAUAUUUUUCGAUGCCAAUUGUGUGACGUGGAAUUUUACGAGACCGUCCAGCUCUUCAGGGUCCACCUGGAAAAUCAUGCGGACUCUGGCGAAACGCUCUUGUGCCGGUCGUGUUAUGUGCCGUUUACAUCGUCCAUCGCACUUGACAUGCAUCGGCACGAGACAGCUUUGUGCGGCCAACGUCCCGACGUCCGGUUCGUAGACGUCGGUAACCGUGGUGAAGACUGCGAAACUGACGACCAGACCAUUAUCCAACCACCUUUGGUUGUUGACUGUGCGAAAAUAUUCAAAGACGAGCCAUCACUGUCGCCGUUAUCUUCAAGUAUGCCUGACACUUUUGUGGCACCCGAGUCGGACUUCGUUUUGGCACCCAAGUCGGACUCUGUUUUGGUACCCAAACUGGAUCCCAUAGUGUUACCAACACAACCAACUCAAGUCGCCAAUGUCGCAACGCCAAACAGAUCGUCGAACAAUUUCGAAUUAGUACUCGACGAACUCAUGGCCAUCAUUUCUUCGCCACGUUUGUCAGCCGUCCAAGACGAAGUCAAAUUUGAACCCUCCAACGACUCUCUGAACAGUUUAUUCGAUAGUAUCUGCACGCCAGCCUUGGACCAACAUCGUUUCAUGAUGUGA
Molecule: messenger RNA, 9092 nt
Organism: Cinara cedri
Lineage: Eukaryota; Metazoa; Arthropoda; Insecta; Hemiptera; Aphididae
Source: the annotation of a GenBank genome assembly